AUGACUUGUAGAGUUUAUAACCUCUCACAUAUUUUAUUUAAAUUUAUUAUAAGAGAAAACAUUCGAAAUAUAAGGUAUUUUAGUAACAAGAAAUCGUAUAAUGUACUAUUUUUUGGAUCUGACAACAUUGCACUUGGUAGCCUCAAACGUGUAAAUGAGUUUCGAAAAGAAGAAAGUAAAAUUGACCGUCUUUCCCUAGUAACAGCAAAUACAUCUUUAAAUAAGUCUGCCAUAGAAAAAUACGCUCACACGGAAAAUAUAAACACUUUACAAUGGCCUUUGCAACGUCUUCAUAUUGGAGAAUACGAUAUUGGUUUGAUUGUAGCAUUUGGACACCUGAUUAAAGAUGAUCUGCUUAAGAAAUUCCCACUGGGAAUGGUUAAUGUUCAUCCAAGUCUUCUGCCUCGCUGGAGAGGAGCAGCACCUAUAAUUUAUACUCUCCUGCAUGGUGACCAAAUUACUGGUGUCACACUAAUGAAAAUCAAACCAAAUAUUUUUGAUGUUGGGGAAAUAAUAAGUCAAGAAGAAGUAGCAGUUUCAAAUGAUAUUAAAUUGCCCGAGUUGACAGAGCAAUUGUCAACAAUUGGUGCAGAAAUGCUUGUUGAUUGCUUAAGACAUUUGCCUCAUAGCUUAGAGAAUGCACAGCCUCAAAGCAAUGAAGGAGUUACAUAUGCAAAGAAAAUUAAUAAAAGUAUAUGUGAAGUUAAAUGGUCGGAAAUGAGCGCUAUUCAAGUGUACAAUUUAUAUAGAGCUAUAUAUGGCUUGUAUUCUCUCAAAACAAAGUUCAGAGACAAAGAGAUGAAAUUAUUCAAUGCAUUUCUAGAUGACAAUAAUGAAGUUGAACCAAACAGUCCUCCAGGUACUUUACAGUAUUGUGAAAGAACUAAGUCUUUAAGGAUACUAUGUAGGGAUAGAAGAUAUAUAAAUUUUAAAUCUAUUAGAAUAGUAGGAAAGAAAGAAAUCACUGCUUUAGAUUUUUUUAAUGGCUAUAUUAAAAAUGUUUCAUUGAACAAAGAAAAUUUAAUGGUUUGUUAGCGAUUUUGUGAUAAAUAUAUGUGAUUUUAACUUACAUGAGUUUAACUUUUUAAUAUUAGAAAUGUUUUCAUUGUUUUUAACUUAUGGAAGGUUGCCAAAUAGUAUAUUUAUUUUUGCAUAAGUGGCUUAAGUAACUACACUAACCAAUCUCCGUGAUUAAAGAUUUAUUUGGUGAUUCCGAGUUAAGACACUAUACCGAUAGGAUAUUUAUUUUAACAAGUAAAAAGACGAAAUUAGAUUAAAAUAUUUAAUGAAACACCCAAGACAAGUAUGUAAUAUUUUUUUAUUAAGUGUCAUAUUCUAUCAAUAUUUAUUUAUUAAACUGAAUACACUACAGAAAAGCUAUUCACAUUGAGCAUUUAUAAUUGUCUUUUUUUAAUAUUUAAUUGUAAAAU
This is a messenger RNA of Papilio xuthus (Asian swallowtail), 1430 nucleotides long. Its product is annotated as methionyl-tRNA formyltransferase, mitochondrial. Gene Ontology annotation, cellular component: mitochondrion. Lineage: Eukaryota; Metazoa; Arthropoda; Insecta; Lepidoptera; Papilionidae. The transcript is spliced from 5 exons. Bases 1 to 1035 code for a protein of 344 amino acids. Gene Ontology annotation, molecular function: methionyl-tRNA formyltransferase activity. The record is from RefSeq and is a predicted model, not a curated record. Gene Ontology annotation, biological process: biosynthetic process; conversion of methionyl-tRNA to N-formyl-methionyl-tRNA.